Jatropha curcas is the source of this 3571-nucleotide messenger RNA. RefSeq names its product exocyst complex component SEC5A. Gene Ontology annotation, cellular component: exocyst. NCBI's taxonomy places the organism in Eukaryota, Viridiplantae, Streptophyta, Magnoliopsida, Malpighiales, Euphorbiaceae. The record is from RefSeq and is a predicted model, not a curated record. Gene Ontology annotation, biological process: exocytosis; Golgi to plasma membrane transport.
GCCUUCUGCUUCUCUCUGUUUAUAUCUUCAUACAUGAAAAAGCAAAGCACACAUUAACACCAAAUUAUCAACCAUAACUGCUCAGAUCUAACCCCAAAACUUCGAUUAAUUACGAAAAUGUCAAGCGACAGCGACGAAGAUGAGCUUCUGCAGAUGGCAUUGAAGGAGCAAGCGCAACGCGAUGUCAACUACCAUAGACCAACAUCUUCGUCGGCGUCCAAUCAGCGGAAGCCUGUGGCCAAUUUUGUACAGCCACCAAAGACAGGGGCAGGUGCUCCACCUAGACCAGGGGCGAGCGCGGCACAGCCGCUGAAGGCAAACAGGAAAGUUGUGGAGGAUGACGAUGAUUCGGAGGUGGAAAUGCUGAGUAUAUCGAGCGGAGAUGAGGAGGUGAUUAAGGAUCGAGGAGCAGCGAGAGGGAGAGCUGGAGGAAGAGAGAAAGGAGGGGACGAUGAUAGACCGUGGGAUGGAGAAGAGCCUGAUUGCUGGAAAAGAGUUGAUGAGGCUGAGCUUGCUCGUAGGGUUCGUGAAAUGCGAGAGACAAGAACAGCACCUGUGGCUCAAAAGUAUGAUCGAAAGCCUUCAGCAGUCGUUAGAAAGGGGCUUAACAAUCUACAGUCCUUCCCUCGUGGUAUGGAAUGUGUAGAUCCACUGGGUUUGGGGAUCAUAGAUAACAGAACAUUAAGGUUGAUUACAGCAUCAUUAGACAGCUCUCCUAGAUCUGACAAAGCGUAUCUUGAUAAUAACCUUCGUGAGAAGUUGUUAUAUUUCUCUGAAAGGUUUGAUGCAAAGCUGUUUCUGUCCCGAGUGCAUCAAGAUACCACUGCAGCAGACCUGGUGUCUGGAGCUCUUUCUUUAAAAACUGAUCUCAAAGGGCGUACGCAACAGAGGAAACAAUUGGUGAAAGACAACUUUGAUUGCUUUGUCUCUUGCAAAACUACAAUUGAUGAUAUUCAAUCAAAAUUAAAACGCAUUGAAGAAGACCCUGAAGGUUCUGGGACUUCUCAUCUUUUCAAUUGCAUGCAAGGAGUAAGCUCACUUGCUAAUCGUGCUUUUGAGCCUCUAUUUGAGAGACAGGCUCAAGCUGAGAAGAUCAGAGCUGUCCAAGGAAUGCUUCAGAGGUUCAGAACACUAUUUAACUUGCCAAGCACGAUUCGUGGGAGCAUUAGUAAGGGUGAAUAUGACUUGGCAGUAAGGGAAUACAAAAAGGCGAAGUCAAUUGCUCUGCCCUCUCAUGUAAAUAUACUAAAACGUGUUCUUGAAGAGGUUGAAAAAGUGGUGCAUGAGUUCAAAGGCACACUGUACAAAUCAAUGGAAGAUCCUCAAAUAGAUCUAACAAAUCUUGAGAACACUGUGAGGCUGUUGUUGGAGUUGGAACCUGAAUCAGAUCCUGUAUGGCAUUAUUUAAAUGUACAGAAUCAUAGAAUUCGAGGUUUACUUGAGAAAUGCACCCUAGAUCAUGAAGCAAGAAUGGAACAUUUGCAUAAUGAGAUGCGUGAACGAGCUCUCUCUGAUGCAAGGUGGAGGCAAAUUCAGCAAAAUGUAAAUCAAUCUUCAGAUGUUGAUUAUUCCUCUGUGACAGUAGACUCACAACCAAUAUACUUGGUUGGUGAAGAAGUUGACACUCUUAGAGGAAAAUAUAUUCGAAGGUUAACUGCUGUACUGAUCCAUCACAUACCAGCCUUCUGGAAAGUUGCACUUUCUGUUUUCAGUGGGAAAUUUGCAAAGUCUUCCCAAGUUUCUGCUGAAUCAAAUGCUAACACUUCAGCAAAUAAAACCGAGGAAAAAGUUGGGGAUGGCAGGUACUCGGCACAUUCUCUUGAUGAAGUUGCUGCAAUGAUUUGCAGUACUAUAUCUGCAUAUGAAAUCAAGGUUCAAAAUGCAUUCCGUGAUCUUGAAGAAUCAAAUAUUCUUCGGUCUUACAUGAGUGACGCCAUAAAGGAAAUAUCCAAAGUCUGUCAAGCUUUUGAAGCAAAAGAAUCAGCCCCACCUAUUGCUGUCAUGGCACUCCGAACGCUUCAAGCAGAGAUUACAAAGAUUUAUAUAUUCAGGCUUUGCUCAUGGAUGCGAGCUACAACAGAGGAGAUAUCAAAAGAAGAAACAUGGGUUCCUGUAUCUGUUCUUGAAAGGAAUAAAUCUCCAUACACAAUCUCUUUCUUGCCUCUAGUAUUCCGCUCAGUUAUAGCCUCAGCGAUGGAUCAGAUCAGCUUGAUGAUUCAGUCCUUAAAGAGUGAAGGAAGAAAGUCGGAAGAAUUGUUUAUGCAAAUUCAAGAAAUUCAAGAAUCAGUUAGACUUGCCUUCUUCAAUUGUUUCCUAGAUUUUGCUGCUCAUUUGGAACAAAUUGGGAGUGAGCUAGCUGAAAACAGAUCAAGUCUGCAUCUACAAAAUGGAUUUAUUCAUGAAUCAGAGGAUAGACUAUCUAAUCUCCCUGGAAGUAUUGUUGAUUCACAUCAACAAUUGCUGAUGGUGUUAAGUAAUAUUGGAUACUGCAAAGACGAGCUUUCUCAUGAGUUAUACAACAAGUAUAAAAAUAUUUGGCAGCAGUCUAGGGACAAAGAUGAGAACAGCGACGUACAAGAUCUAGUGAUAUCCUUCUCUGGCAUGGAAGAAAAGGUUCUUGAACAGUAUACUUUUGCAAAGGCCAAUAUGAUCAGAACAGCCACCGUAAACUAUUUACUGAACUCUGGCAUUCAGUGGGGAUCAGUGCCUGCAGUCAAAGGUGUGCGUGAUGCUGCUGUGGAGUUAUUGCACACUCUAGUAGCUGUGCACUCAGAGGUCUUUGCUGGUGCUAAGCCUCUGUUGGAUAAGACACUUGGCAUACUUGUGGAAGGUCUAAUUGAUACUUUUCUGAGCCUUUUCCAUGAAAACAAAAGCAAAGAUCUGAGGUCACUAGAUGCAAAUGGUUUUUGUCAGCUCAUGCUCGAGCUUGAAUAUUUUGAAACUAUAUUAAAUCCAUAUUUCACACAUGAUGCAAGGGAGUCUCUCAAGUCCUUGCAAGGUGUGCUGUUAGAGAAGGCAACUGAACAUGUCACUGAAGCUGCAGAAAAUCCAGGUCAUCAACGGAGAUCAACUCGUGGGAGCGAGGAUGCACUUGAUGACAGGCAGCAGGGCAUGACUGUGUCUCCAGAUGACCUAAUUGCUCUUGCUCAGCAGUGUAGCGCUGAGUUGCUUCAAGCAGAACUUGAGAGAACUCGAAUUAAUACAGCAUGCUUUGUCGAGUCAAUUCCCUUGGACUCGGUGCCAGAAUCAGCAAAAGCUGCUUACGGUUUCCGAGGAUCAUUGGAUUCUCCCAGCAAAAACUAUAGAGGUGCACAAGCAAUGGGAUCCCCAGGUUUUGCCAGACAGAGGCGUCGAUGAUUUAGGAAAUUACAGUUUUGUUUCAUAAUUUUUCCCCAAUGUGUAUGUGCAGUUGUUGUAUCGUAUAGUUGUGGUAGAUCCAAUUGAAUGAAAUCCAUAUUCUUUCCAUUGUAAGUUCCAUUUGAGCUCGUCUCCAAUUAUCCUUCUUACUGAUUAGUGUUAAUAAACUGCCCAUAUAUAUUUUUUUAAUUUAUGAUUUUUGACUCUGCUUUCC